Messenger RNA from Pygocentrus nattereri (red-bellied piranha), 2626 nucleotides. It is a transcript of the gene trip4, whose product is annotated as thyroid hormone receptor interactor 4. The transcript has 13 exons. Gene Ontology annotation, biological process: regulation of DNA-templated transcription. Gene Ontology annotation, molecular function: zinc ion binding. The coding region runs from base 110 to 1819 and encodes 569 amino acids. The record is from RefSeq and is a predicted model, not a curated record. Gene Ontology annotation, cellular component: nucleus. NCBI's taxonomy places the organism in Eukaryota, Metazoa, Chordata, Actinopteri, Characiformes, Serrasalmidae.
CGUUAGGCAGUGCUAGCUGUUGUACUUGUGGGCUGGAACUUAACUGCUCCGUUUUGACCCAAAAAAACAAAUUCCGCGAAUAAUGCGCUUUCUGGUGUAGUGGGUUUGCAUGAUGUCGGAUUCGUUGCUUCGUUGGUGUGUGGAUCAGUUAAAUAAUAAGUUUGGUCUGGAAGCGAGCGAUGACAUUGUUCAGUAUAUCCUGUCCAUCGACAAUGCUGAUGAAAUUGCGGAGUAUGUGGGGGAUCUCCUGCAAGGAACUGGAGGAAAGAAGAAACAGUUCAUUGAUGAGCUGUUAGAACGAUGGCAGUGGUGUCGAAAACAGGCUGACAGUGGGCCAGAACUGAUCCCCAUGAGGGAGACAGUGACAGAAAGUCCAGAUGUUACAAAGGACACCCAGAAGAAGGCGAAGCGAAAAGGCAGGAAUAAACAAGAGGUCUUCUCUUUCAGCCAAGCUGAGCCUGAGCCAGAAGCCGUAAAGACUCCCAUAGACUUGCUUAAGGCACAAGAGAACACCAGCUCUUCCUCCACGAAGAAAAAGAAUAAGUUUGUAAACUUGUAUGCUAAAGAGGGCCAAGAUAGGCUUUCUGUUUUACUGCCGGGACACCAUUCCUGCGACUGCCUGGCCCAGAACCACAAACUUAUCAACAACUGCAUGACCUGUGGCCGGAUCGUGUGCGAACAGGAGGGCUCAGGUCCAUGUUUCUUUUGUGGCAGUCUGGUGUGCACUAAAGAGGAGCAGGAGAUCCUGCAGCGGGACUCAAACAAAAGUCAGAAACUUCGGAAGAAACUCAUGGGAGAUCGUGUUGCAUCUGAAGGAUUGGACAUUCUACCUCACCAGGAGGCCAGGAUUAAAGCAGGAUUGGAUAAGGCUAUUCAACACAAAGAUAAAUUACUGGAGUUUGACAAAAACAGUGUUCGCCGAACUCAAGUCUUGGAUGAUGAGUCAGACUAUUUUGCCACUGACUCCAACCAGUGGCUCUCUCCAGCAGAGCGUGAGGUGCUGCGAAAGAAGGAGGAAGCGCUUCGAGAACUUCGUCACGCCUCCCGCAAAGACCGCAAGAUCACACUGGACUUUGCAGGCAGACGAGUGCUGGAGGAAGGGGAGAACCUGACUCAGUAUUACAAUAAGUUUGAUGAGACUGUCAAAGCCAUCAAUACUGGAACUCUGGUCCAGACACCAAAGAGCUCGGGCCCAACUGGCCGGCAGCACCUCAGGGAGCUGGUCAACCCAAACAUUGUACAGACUGCACCUCAGUGGGUGGACGUUGGUGGUGGUGAGGCCCCUCGCAGGUCUCAAGUGAAGGCCGCAGGAAGUGAGCAGAAGGCUGAACGAUCUAGACUCCGGCUGCAGGACAGAGAGCUACAGGAGAUGGCAGACGGGGGCUAUUGUCUCAGCAUGCAUCAGCCAUGGGCCUCACUUCUCGCCUGUGGUAUAAAGAGAGUGGAAGGCAGGACGUGGUAUACCUCCCACAGAGGGCGCCUGUGGAUUGCUGCUGCGGGCAAAAAACCCAGUCCUCAGGAAAUCGCCCAGGUGGAGGCCAUGUAUCGGCAGAUUUAUAAGCAAGAUGUGCAGUUUCCUAAAGAGUACCCCACCGGCUGCCUGCUUGGCUGCGUCAACGUGACAGACUGUCUCUCCCAGGAACAGUUCAGAGAGCAGUAUCCCCAGAUCAGCGAGGAGUCCGCCUCUCCAUUUGUCUUCAUUUGCACCAACCCCCAGGAGCUGCUGGUGAAAUUCCCUGUAAAAGGAAAACACAAGAUCUGGAAGCUGGAGAGUCAGAUUCACCAAAGUGCCAAGAAGGGGUUAAUGCAGCCAGCCUGACCUCAACAAAGCAGUGUGGGGCAAGAGGCUAGAGGAACAGAGUUUCCAGCCAAUGGAUGCCUUAUGCCGGCCGUGUCAUGCUGCAGUGAGAUUCAACAUGGAACACUGCUUCACACAGGACAUAGUGACAGUCAUAAAUCUCUAACCAGAAAUCUACCAGAAAUUUCUGGCUUAAUUCCAUAAUUUUGUUGCAAUAUACUGCAUUUUUUUCUGCAAGAAAACAUUUGUGCUUGUUUACACAAGAGAAAUUGUAGAUUAAAACACCCCAAAUUCAUUGAUUUCAGAGAUUUCCGUGUAGUUAUUUACACAUCUUCCCCCUUAUUUUUGACUGAACAACCCCAUAAAAGAAUUUCUCAGCAGAUUUGAGACUGAAAAAGCAGGAGCCGCUUGACUGAGCAUGGAAUGUCCUGCUUUCUAAAGACCUGAUUGUGCUGCAGAGCCAUAUUGGAGCUGCCCUUGUGAUUUGGACCACAAUGGCUGUCAGAGGCAGAGACACUCAGGUUUUGGACAAGCUCCCCUUAAAGUGAUUGAGGAGCCUCUUCGUGACACAAGCAUCUCUACACCAGAAAGAGCAAACAACUGUGCCAAAUGGCUCCCGGUAAUGGCCGGCUUCAGGAUGGGAACAAUGGCACAAAAGCGUAGGCUGUGAGUGAUUUUUUUUUUUUUUUUUUUUUUUUUUCCCUAGACCAACGAGAGCAUCAAUAAUUAAGUUUUUCUUGUAUAACGUCUUUCCUCGCCAACUACAUCCAUGCAGUACAAAGUGGCAGAAUGUCUACACUCAUUCCUCUAAUAAACGAUCAGAUUUAA